UCCUGUCUUGUAGGACUGGCAUCUUGUACAUCUACUGCGAAAGAUGGAAACCAUGCAUGAGCUCAUCCCCUUUGCCAAAGAGAUGCUCAGCCAGAAGCCCAACAGGAAGAUGGUCAAGCUGUACAUGCUGGGCAGCGUGCUGGCUUUCUUUGGGGUGGUUAUUGGUCUGGUGGAGACAGUGUGCAGUCCGUUCACCUCUCCAGAGAGGCUAGAGGAGGAGAGGAGAGCAGCCCCGACACAAGAGCAAACGGAACAGCAACAGGAGAACUUGGUCUUGGAGAAGAGCAAGAACGCGGCGCUGCUGCAGCGGAGCCUGGUGACCCGGCAGCACGCGUCCUGA
Messenger RNA from Tinamus guttatus (white-throated tinamou), 340 nucleotides. It is a transcript of the gene G0S2, whose product is annotated as G0/G1 switch 2. Lineage: Eukaryota; Metazoa; Chordata; Aves; Tinamiformes; Tinamidae. Gene Ontology annotation, cellular component: mitochondrion. Gene Ontology annotation, biological process: positive regulation of extrinsic apoptotic signaling pathway. The record is from RefSeq and is a predicted model, not a curated record.